Messenger RNA from Iphiclides podalirius (scarce swallowtail), 876 nucleotides. NCBI's taxonomy places the organism in Eukaryota, Metazoa, Arthropoda, Insecta, Lepidoptera, Papilionidae. The record is from the annotation of a GenBank genome assembly.
AUGGACCCGGCACUGCUGCGUGAGCGGGAGGCGUUUAAGAAAAAGGCACUUGCAACGCCAAGUGUUGAAAAGAAGAAGCGAGAUGAUUCUCAGUUCAAAGAUGAAUCUAAAAAGAAAUCAAAAUCUUCAAGCUCUGUUAGCUCGCAACCAAAACUCGAUGCCACAAACUAUAAAACGAUGACUGGGAGUUCCUCCUAUCGGUUUGGAGUUCUAGCCCGCAUUGUGAGACACAUGAGAGCAAGGCAUCAAGAAGGUGAUGACCAUCCGCUGACACUUGAUGAAGUCCUUGAUGAAACCAAUCAGCUAGAUGUGGGCACUAAAGUGAAACAGUGGCUACAAACGGAAGCUCUACAGAACAAUCCAAAAAUUGAGUGCACUCCAGAUGGUAAAUAUAUUUUCAAGCCAGUAUACAAAAUAAAGGACAAAAAGUCACUACUUAGGUUAUUAAAACAACACGACUUAAAAGGCCUUGGUGGAAUUCUAUUGGAAGAUGUUCAGGAAUCUUUACCACACUGUGAAAGAGCUCUUAAAAACUUAGCACAAGAAAUUUUAUACAUUACUAGGCCUACAGACAAAAAGAAAAUAUUGUUCUAUAAUGACAAGACUGCAACUUUAGAUGUAGAUGAAGAAUUCGUGAAAUUAUGGCGUGCUACAGCGGUGGAUGCAAUGGACGACGCAAAAAUCGAAGAAUAUUUAGAAAAGCAGGGCAUUAAAUCGAUGCAGGAUCACGGACCCAGGAAACCUCUAGUGCCAAAAAGAAAGAAAGCAGCCCAAAGAAGAAAACAAUUUAAAAAGCCUAGGGAUAAUGAACACUUGGCUGAUGUGCUUGAGACAUAUGAAGAUAAUACACUAACUCAAAAAGGAGUUUCUAUAAAA